AUGACGAGCCUGGUGCAGGGCAUGGCCUUCGACCCGCCGCGGCGCGGGCCGCCCUUGCAGCAGGAGGACCGCGAGGACGACGAGGCCCGCGCGUUGUCGCAGGCCUGGCUGGAGAGCCGCCUGCGCGGCCUCUCCCAGGAUGAUUUCGGAGGAGGUGUCCGCAUUUUCAGCACCAGCGACCUGGAGGCCCCCGAGGCCUUCCGCGACGUGUGGCACGUGAUCUCCAGAGGAGAUGUCAGCAAUGGCCCGCCACUGAUCAGCGAUGAGGAUUCGGCCAAGCUGCAAACGAUCCUGGUGUUCUGCAACCCGAACCAGGUCAGCGAGGUCCAGAGGCUCUGCGACGUCAUCACGAACAUCGACGUGACAAGCAGCGACGCCCCGCCGAUGUUCUGGGUGCCCCACUCCGUGGCGCCCGACAAGCGGGGCCACACGGACCUCAUGCGGGCAGACCAGGUGAACGACAUCCUGACCAGGGGCCUGGACGGCAUCGUGAGCGGCGAGCCCGCGGGGCUGCGGCUCUCCAUGGCCGUGCGCAUGAAGAUCAAAAAGUCGGCGACCAUCCCGGAGAAGCUGAACGACAUGCUCACGGAGGCGCGCAAUCGAGGACAGUACGGACAGUACCUGCAGCGCUGCGCACACGCGACCCUGUGGGACUACGUGAGGGCUCGCCUGGCGCCCGACAUCCCGGCGGUGGACCACACCCUCGAGCCCGGAGACCCGCAGCAGGUUCCAGGGUACAUCGUCGGGAACAAGCUCGGGCAGGGGUCGUUCGGGGCCGUCUACAAGCUGACGGAGAGGCCGGAGACGGGAAACAGCGUCGAGGUUGUCAAGGCAGUGCCCACCGAGGGCAUCACGCGGAUCAAAGACCUCAUGUACAUGAACAGAAUGAUCCGCGUGAUGAACAUGUUGAGCGAUGAGCAGGGGCGGCACCCGAACAUCAUCCGCCUGCACCGCACCUACCACACGCCGACGCACAUUCUUUUCCGGAUGGAGUACGGGGGCCCAGAGAACUUGUACAAGCGCCUGCGCGACCGCCAGACACUGCAGGCUGAGAAUGCGCGGCCACUGUCCCUGGACAAGGUUGUGACGAUCAUCACCCAGGCGGUCGACUUGGUGUGGCACCUGCACACGGUGGUGCAUGUCUGCCAACGCGACAUUAAGCCAGAGAACAUCAUGGUGAACGAGACGCCAGAGUCCAUCACGAUCAAGCUCACAGACUUCGACCUCGCUGUCUCCUUCGAGGACGAGGGCAAGAUGUGCAGCAGCCCCUGCGGGACCCUGCCCUUCGCCGCCCCCGAGGUGCUGCUGGACAGCCCCUACGACGUUUGCCUGGCGGACAUCUGGAGCCUCGGCGUGGUCUUCGCGGAGGUGCUCUGCGGGGUGCGCGUGGUGGAGCUCGCGAUCGAGCACGCGGGGCUGCAGGUGCGGCCCCUGGGCGUCAACACCGCGCUCGCGGAGUGCAUCCGCACCUUCUUCCGCAUGCCCGCCGCGGCGGCCCGCCUGCUGGAGGAGCGCUGCCGCCCAGAGCUCCGCCCCCUGCAGCCCCUCGGCGGCGCGGUGCUCGCCAGGACGCUGACGGUCGACCCCGCGCGGCGGAUGGACGCCGACGGCGUCCGCUCGGUGGUGGAGCAGGGCCUCGCGCCGCUGGCCCUGGGGCCUGCCGCGCCCGGCAGGUAG
This is a messenger RNA of Prorocentrum cordatum, 1677 nucleotides long. The record is from the annotation of a GenBank genome assembly. Lineage: Eukaryota; Dinophyceae; Prorocentrales; Prorocentraceae.